This is a messenger RNA of Staurois parvus, 312 nucleotides long. Lineage: Eukaryota; Metazoa; Chordata; Amphibia; Anura; Ranidae. The record is from the annotation of a GenBank genome assembly.
AGCAGAAAACUUGAGUUCAGCAAUCCAUUUUAUCAGUGUUUGAAACACAAAGCGGCAAAUAGCAUUUAUAAGUGUUUGCGAUUGAAACAUUUUAUUAACUCUUACAGUUCCCGAUGCUGUCCAGAGCCUUUUUUCAUCAUGAAAAAUGCAUGCAAAGCAUUUUCAAGGUACUCAGAUGGACAAAACACUAAACACAGGAUGUUCCUACCAAGCUUGUCACACAUUAUAAUGACCAAUUCACACCUCAGACCUCUCCCACCCUUGGAAACAAAAGAUAUGUUAAUGACCAUUCACACCUCAAAUUCCUCAUGA